Paramacrobiotus metropolitanus is the source of this 842-nucleotide messenger RNA. RefSeq lists its product as uncharacterized. The record is from RefSeq and is a predicted model, not a curated record. The transcript is spliced from 2 exons. The coding region runs from base 21 to 788 and encodes 255 amino acids. NCBI's taxonomy places the organism in Eukaryota, Metazoa, Tardigrada, Eutardigrada, Parachela, Macrobiotidae.
CUCUCUUGCUGCCAGGCAGAAUGCAACACUCAAGUCCAUCUACCCAUGCAGGUCCUCCCGCAACAUCCAUCGGGAUUUUGGACACCAACAUCCUAAUGAACAUCGGUCAAACAAUCCUCAAAAUUAGCGGUUCCAUCGACACUCGUGCCAACUUCGAAUCAAUAUUAGCCGGCUUAAGCAAAUUUAACAACUGUAUUCUAAUGCUGCCCAGCAACGUGGAGGACGAUUUGCGUCAGGUCAACGAGCGCCAUGCGAACUGCCCCGCAAGACGAGCAGCAACAGGUUUGGCUCUGUCAGUACUGAACGGGGAUUUUGCGAGUGUUCGGCUGGUGCGGCACAACAUGGAAGCCUACAGCGGGCAUUCGGUGGAUUUACUCUGUAUUCCGUCGGACAUCGUAAAAGUGUUUUUGAUAACGAACGAUAAGAUCCUGCAGCUGAUUGCUUUGGUCAGUGACAUUACUUGCUCACGCCUUACGCUGUAUAACGAAUCAGUCGGCAUUCGUUUUGUGGAGUUUCGAGGUGACCUUUGGGAUGUUGGUGUUUGUUUGGAUAAAAUCUUUGGUAAGAUCGUCAAGCAGCAGUGGAGAGACGAAGCAUCGUGGCAGUGUAAAGAUCAUCUGGUAGAUACGUUGACCAGAGCGUUAUGCAUUGUCGACCAGCAGAAGCGUUUCGGUCAACGAUCUACCAAGAGGAAAUGCAGCCUUCUGUACGACCAAACGGUGGAGGAAUCUUUAGUUUCCUGCCCACACGGAAAUGCUGAAUGGGAAUUAUUAGCUGAGCCUAGUUAACGAACAAAUGUUAAAGCGUUUGAUGUCUGGAAGGUAGGAGGUAUCAAACGCAAG